Molecule: messenger RNA, 1805 nt
Organism: Microbotryum saponariae
Lineage: Eukaryota; Fungi; Basidiomycota; Microbotryomycetes; Microbotryales; Microbotryaceae
Source: the annotation of a GenBank genome assembly
AUGCCAGCCUUGUCCUCGCUCUGGACCGUCUACACUUACCGCUCCGCAGCGAGUCUACCCAAGCUCCGCGUUCGGGGCGACAUCAACUUGCCCUCGGUUGAUGUCUUGGUCGUAUCCUCCGGACAACCCGACGAAAUCGGUUUCGACUGCGCCAUAGCAGCGGCUGCGAUGGACUACCCCGCUCACCGAUACCGCGUCAUGGUCCUCGACUCUGCUAACUCGCCGACGCUUCAACGCGAGCUCCAAAAACACGUCAAAACGCAAGCUUGCCCCCACUUGUCGUACCACCGUGCAGCUUCGACAGCGACCAACAAGGGUGUGUUCCGCACUCGCGCUGAAGCGGUCACCUUUGGCCUCAAAGAAGCGAGCUCGUUUGGGGCCAAAGGACCCGCCGAGUUCGUGGCCGUUCUCGAAGCCGAUGUCAUCCCCGAUCGCAACUACCUUCGAGCUACGCUGCCGACCAUCGUUGCGGACUCUGAGAUUGCCCUCAUUAAAACCCCGCAUGGUUUCAUCAACCUCCCUCGUCGAGUCUUGCAAUCCGUCUUGACGCUCUCACAAGCCGCGAAGACGUCUUCUGAACAUCGUUCAGGUUUCGUCAUGCGCCGCAGCGCAGUAACAGAGAUCGGUGGUUUCCCCUCCAAGUCGUGGAUGCCCGAUGGCGAGCUUGAAGCGAUGAUGUGGGGUAAUGGGUACAAGGUCGAGGUCGUUAAUGAGGUGCUGCAGUGGACCAUGGCGCAGCCCACGUAUGGCGCGCAGAUCAACGCGAUGAUGAUCAACGCCAUUGGUCCUCUUCGAACGGCGUCGAGGUUCAACUUUUUCGUCUACUCGAGCAUGAUCAAGAGCAUGGUGAGUCUGAAAUAGUUUACAUUUUUUCCGCACUUUGAUUUGUUGGCGCUCAUGCUUCCCUGUGCGAUGCUUCUUGCAGUCUCUCGCGAACCGACUGUACUUCCUCGGCCGGGCCCUGGUCCCCUUCUUUUCCCUCCUCCUCAUGGCCCUCACGUCCUUCUACCCCUUCCUGCUUUCCUAUGGUGAAUUGUUGGUAAUCGCUCCCGACGUCGUCCAGCUCACCUCUCUGCUCGAGUCCGCGCUGGUCAUGAUCGUCCUCUCUCGCCUCCACGAAGUCGUCUGGUGCUGGGCAACAGGGACCUCCUCUCCCCGUCGCUCACUCCAAGCCUGGAUCUUCGCCGCCCCCUAUCAUGGUCUCGCCCUUUUCCGCCUCAUCCUUCCCAGAGCCAUCGGAGGGUUCUCGAACGCCUCGGACGUCUCGGUCCCCCAAACCGAAGAGACCGUCACCCGUCCCUCCUUCAUCAAGCGCCUCUUCUGGUUCGUCAUCGACCCUCACGUCGGUUACUUCGCCGUCUACCUCGCCGCGAUCGGCGUCUCCCUCUGGAGAGUCCUGAAAGAGUAUCAACUCGACGCCGCGAUGGAGCAUUCGCAUCAGGUGGUUUUGACUUUAAUCUUGACGCUUGCUUGGCCGAGUUUGGUCUGGCUGGACUUUUUCUUCGCUUCCCUCGUGCCUUUGUGAGCGACUCUUCACGCCCCUUUUCUGGUCCAAUACAUACUAACAUACAUGACGUUUUAUAUCCAGCACCACCCUUCUCUUCCCCUCCCUCCUCCUCACGACCCCUAGAGAAGCCUUCGUCGUCCGGGACCACUAUUCCUUCGUCGCUCGCCCCAAACAAGAUUUCAAGACCAUGGCCCCCUGGAAACAACGUCGUGGUCCCGAAGUAUUGACGAGUAUUUUGCCCAUCCUCUGGAGUGCUGUCGUAUUGGUCUUGGCCAAGGCGAUGGAUGUGUUGGCGUGA